AAAACGCUGGUAUCCCUUGUUAACCUAUUCCCAUUCUUACAACAGCUGACUACGAUUGUAAUCGUAAUUAUAAUCCUCUUCCUUUUAUGACACCAAUAUUUUCUUAGUAAAGUGAUUUAUAACAGUCUCAGAGUGCGUUACGAUCGUUAACACCGAAAAGUACACUGUAAAGACAUGCCGACUGUCAACAUAAAACGUGACUUACUUUUUCAAACUCUUGGCAGAACAUAUUCGGACGACGAAUUUCAAAAUUUAUGUUUCGAGUUCGGAUUAGAAUUGGACGAAGUGUUGACGGAAAAACAAAUGAUCGCUAAAGGGGGAGAACAGAUCAUGGAUCAGGCGGAAACAUCGGACGAUAUUAUAUAUAAAAUUGAUAUACCGGCAAACCGAUACGAUCUACUCUGUUUGGAGGGUCUGUCUCUUGGUCUACGUAUAUUUUUAAAUCAAUUAAGUGCACCGCGAUACACGAAGAUACUUCCAACUACGAAUCAACAGAGGAUCGUCAUGACAAAGGAGUGUCUCAAGAUCAGAGGACACGUCGUCGCGGCCGUUUUACGGGAUGUCACGUUUACGAAAGACACUUACAACAGUUUCAUUGAUCUCCAAGAAAAGUUACAUCAAAAUAUAGGCAGGAAAAGAAGUUUGGUCUCGAUUGGGACUCACGAUCUGGAUACCAUCAAAGGGCCAUUUUUAUACGACGCGCGAAGCCCAAAAGACAUCCGUUUCAAACCGCUUAACCAGGACAAAGAAUAUUCCGGAGAUGAGAUCAUGAACUUAUAUGCCAAUCAUGCGCAGCUGAAGCAGUACUUGCACAUCAUAAGGGACAGUCCAGUUUAUCCCGUGGUCGAAGAUAGCAACGGAACGGACGACGAAUUUCAAAAUUUAUGUUUCGAGUUCGGAUUAGAAUUGGACGAAGUGUUGACGGAAAAACAAAUGAUCGCUAAAGGGGGAGAACAGAUCAUGGAUCAGGCGGAAACAUCGGACGAUAUUAUAUAUAAAAUUGAUAUACCGGCAAACCGAUACGAUCUACUCUGUUUGGAGGGUCUGUCUCUUGGUCUACGUAUAUUUUUAAAUCAAUUAAGUGCACCGCGAUACACGAAGAUACUUCCAACUACGAAUCAACAGAGGAUCGUCAUGACAAAGGAGUGUCUCAAGAUCAGAGGACACGUCGUCGCGGCCGUUUUACGGGAUGUCACGUUUACGAAAGACACUUACAACAGUUUCAUUGAUCUCCAAGAAAAGUUACAUCAAAAUAUAGGCAGGAAAAGAAGUUUGGUCUCGAUUGGGACUCACGAUCUGGAUACCAUCAAAGGGCCAUUUUUAUACGACGCGCGAAGCCCAAAAGACAUCCGUUUCAAACCGCUUAACCAGGACAAAGAAUAUUCCGGAGAUGAGAUCAUGAACUUAUAUGCCAAUCAUGCGCAGCUGAAGCAGUACUUGCACAUCAUAAGGGACAGUCCAGUUUAUCCCGUGGUCGAAGAUAGCAACGGAACAGUGUUAUCCCUGCCGCCGAUCAUCAACGGAGAUCAUUCGAAAAUUACGCUCGACACUAAGAACGUAUUUAUCGAAUGUACCGCGACUGACUUAACAAAGGCGAGGGUAGCAUUGGACACGAUAGUUUGCGCCUUUAGUCAAUACUGUAAAGUAAAGUGUACGGUAGAAACGGUAGAAGUCGUGUAUCCGAACGAACAAGUGUUUCGAUAUCCCGACUUGAAGUAUAGAGACAUAGAGAUUGAUUGUAACAAGGCGACGAGAUACAUCGGCAUCGAACAAACGCCAAACGAGUUAGCUGAUUUGCUUUCAAGGAUGUCUUUGAAGACGUCCGUCAGGAAUGGUACUAAAUUGAUCGUUCAAGUACCUCCGACGAGACACGACGUGAUACAUGACUGCGAUAUUUUCGAGGACAUCGCUAUAGCUUACGGGUACAACAAAAUUCCAAAGACGUUACCGCGUUUGUCUACCACUGCCGAAGAGUUUCCGCUCAAUAAAUUAUCCGAUCAGUUGCGCAUAGAAUUGGCCUGCGCUGGAUUUACGGAAGCAUUGACUUUCUCGUUGUGUUCCCGCGAAGAUGUAGCGGACAAGCUAGGCCGUAAUUUGGCGGACGUACCGGUGGUCCACGUGUCCAAUCCCAAGACGUUCGAAUUUCAGGUCGCGCGUACCACUUUACUACCAGGUUUACUGAAAACGUUAGCUUCGAAUAAGAAGAUGCCGCUUCCGUAUAAAUUGUUCGAGAUCUCCGACGUUGUGUUAAAAGAUAAGAACGUGGAUGUUGGCGCGCGUAAUCAGCGACGUUUGUGCGCUGUGUAUUACAAUAAAUCGGACGGUUUCGAAGUGAUCCAUGGCCUAUUAGACAGAGUGUUACAAAUAUUGGAAGUUCCGUGGUGCUACAAUCAGAAUACGGAUGGAUACUGCCUCCGUGCGAUUGAUGAUCCCGCUUUCUUCACCAAUCGUUGCGCGGAGAUAUCGUGCUACGGAGAGGUGAUCGGGAAGAUGGGAGUUCUCCACCCAGAUGUCAUCUCGAAAUUCGAAUUAAACAUGCCUUGUUCCGUGUUAGAAAUCGACAUUGAAACACUUUUGUAAUGUUUUGAUAAAAAGUAAAAUAGUCGAACACGCGUUUAAAUACACA
Messenger RNA from Ceratina calcarata, 2626 nucleotides. It is a transcript of the gene beta-PheRS, whose product is annotated as phenylalanine--tRNA ligase beta subunit. The record is from RefSeq and is a predicted model, not a curated record. Lineage: Eukaryota; Metazoa; Arthropoda; Insecta; Hymenoptera; Apidae. Gene Ontology annotation, molecular function: phenylalanine-tRNA ligase activity; magnesium ion binding; RNA binding. Gene Ontology annotation, cellular component: phenylalanine-tRNA ligase complex; cytoplasm. The transcript is spliced from 16 exons. The coding region runs from base 175 to 2580 and encodes 801 amino acids. Gene Ontology annotation, biological process: phenylalanyl-tRNA aminoacylation.